CGGAACCUGCUUGAAAUGCAGCCGAGGAGCCGGGGCGGGCGGCAGCGGCGGCGGCGGCGGCGGGGGCAGCGGCAGCCCCGGCGCCGCGGCAAGGACUCGGCGGGCUGAGGCGCGGCGGCGGCAGCCGCACUGGGUGCGCGGGGCGCGGCGGCCGGAGCCCGGGGCCCGCCAUGGGCCGCCCCGAGCGGGGCGCGCUCCGGCCGCUGGCGCUGCUGCUGUUGCUGCUGCUGCUGCAGCUCCAGCAUCUCGCGGCGGCGGCAGAUCCACAGCGCGGCGGCGAAGGGCUGGUCAAAGAGUGCGAAGAAGACCAAUUCCGGUGCCGGAAUGAGCGCUGCAUCCCCUCCGUGUGGAGGUGCGACGAGGACGACGACUGCUCGGACAACAGCGACGAGGACGACUGCCCCAAGAAGACCUGUGCGGACAGCGACUUCACCUGUGGCAACGGCCACUGCAUCCCGGAGAGGUGGAAGUGUGAUGGCGAGGAGGAGUGUCCCGAUGGCUCCGAUGAGGCAGAGACCACGUGCACCAAACAGGUGUGUCCCACAGAGAAGCUGAGCUGUGGACCUGCCAGCCACAAGUGUGUGCCCGCCUCGUGGCGCUGCGACGGGGAGAAGGACUGUGAGAGCGGAGCGGACGAGGCCGGCUGUGCCACCUUGUGCGCCCCGCACGAGUUCCAGUGCAGCAACCGCUCCUGCCUGGCCGCCGUGUUCGUGUGCGACGGCGACGACGACUGCGGCGACGGCAGCGACGAGCGCGGCUGCGCCGACCCGGCCUGCGGGCCCCGCGAGUUCCGCUGCGGGGGCGGUGGCGGCGGCGGUGGCGGCGGCGGUGGCGGCGCCUGCAUCCCCGAGCGCUGGGUCUGCGACCGUCAGUUCGACUGCGAGGACCGCUCGGACGAGGCGGCCGAGCUGUGCGGCCGUGCGGGCCCCGGGGCCACCGCCGCGCCCGCCUCCUGCGCCGCGGCUGCCCAGUUCGCCUGCCGCAGCGGCGAGUGCGUGCACCUGGGCUGGCGCUGCGACGGCGACCGCGACUGCAAGGACAAGUCGGACGAGGCCGACUGCCCACUGGGGACCUGCCGUGGGGAUGAGUUCCAGUGUGGGGAUGGGACGUGUGUCCCUACAAUCAAGCGCUGCAACCAGGAACAGGACUGUCUGGACGGGAGUGAUGAAGCUGGCUGCUUGCAGGAGUCAACAUGUGAGGGUCCCCGCAGAUUUCAGUGUAAGAGUGGCGAGUGCGUGGACGGCGGGAAAGUGUGUGAUGCUCAAAGGGACUGCCAGGACUGGUCGGAUGAGCCUCUGAAAGAGUGUGGGCUGAAUGAGUGUCUGCACAACAAUGGCGGCUGCUCCCACAUCUGCACUGACCUCAAGAUUGGCUUUGAGUGCACGUGCCCAGCAGGCUACCAGCUCCUGGACCAGAAGACCUGUGGCGACAUCGACGAGUGUAAGGAUCCGGACGCCUGCAGCCAGAUCUGUGUCAAUUACAAAGGCUACUUUAAGUGCGAGUGCCACCCGGGUUACGAGAUGGACACGCUGACCAAGAACUGCAAGGCCGUCGCCGGCAGAAGCCCGUCCCUGAUCUUCACUAACCGGCAUGAAGUGCGGAGGAUCGAUCUGGUGAAGCGGGACUACUCACGCCUCAUCCCCAUGCUCAAGAAUGUCGUGGCACUGGAUGUGGAAGUUGCCACCAAUCGCAUCUACUGGUGUGACCUCUCCUACCGCAAGAUCUACAGCGCCUACAUGGACAAGGCCAGCGACCUGGCAGAGCAGGAGGUCCUCAUUGACAAGCAGCUGCACUCUCCAGAGGGCCUGGCGGUGGACUGGGUCCACAAGCACAUCUACUGGACUGACUCGGGCAACAAGACCAUCUCAGUGGCCACAAUUGAUGGAAGCCGCCGAUGUACUCUCUUCAGCCGUGACCUCAGUGAACCCCGGGCCAUCGCGGUCGACCCCCUGAGAGGGUUCAUGUAUUGGUCUGACUGGGGGUACCAGGCCAAGAUCGAGAAGUCUGGGCUCAAUGGUGUAGACCGGCAAACGCUGGUGUCAGACAACAUUGAGUGGCCCAAUGGAAUCACCCUGGAUUUGCUGAACCAGCGCUUAUACUGGGUAGACUCCAAGCUGCACCAACUCUCCAGCAUUGACCUCAGCGGAGGCAACAGAAAGAUGCUGAUUUCCUCCCCUGACUUCCUGAGCCACCCUUUUGGGAUAGCUGUGUUUGAGGACAAGGUGUUCUGGACAGACCUGGAGAAUGAGGCCAUUUUCAGUGCAAAUCGGCUCAAUGGCCUGGAAAUCUCCAUCCUAGCUGAGAACCUCAAUAACCCACAUGACAUUGUCAUCUUCCAUGAGCUGAAGCAGCCAAGAGCUGCAGAUGCCUGUGAGCUGAGUGCCCAGCCCAAUGGAGGCUGUGAGUACCUGUGCCUUCCUGCUCCUCAGAUCUCCAGCCCCUCUCCCAAGUACACGUGUGCCUGUCCUGACACAAUGUGGCUGGGCCCAGACAUGAAGAGGUGCUACCGAGCACCUCAAUCUACCUCAACUACGAUGUUAGCUCCUACCACAACGAGGACACUAGCCGACACCGCAAGAGCCCCUGGGACCACCGUCCACAGCCUCACCUCCCAGAACCACAGCACAGAGACACCAAGCCUGGCAGCUGUGGUCCCCAGCUCAGUUAGUGUCCCCAGGGCUCCAAGCAUCAGCCCGUCUACCCCAAGCCCUGCGACCAGCAACCACUCCCAGCACUAUGGGAAUGAAGGUGGCAAGAUGGGCUCAACAGUCACUGCUGCUGUCAUUGGGAUCAUCGUGCCCAUGGCGGUAAUAGCCCUGCUGUGCAUGAGUGGCUACCUGAUCUGGAGAAACUGGAAGCGGAAGAACACCAAAAGUAUGAAUUUUGACAACCCAGUGUACAGGAAAACAACAGAAGAAGAAGAAGAAGAUGAGCUCCACAUAGGGAGGACUGCUCAGAUCGGCCAUGUCUAUCCUGCAGCGAUCAGCAGCUUUGAUCACCCACUGUGGGCAGAGCCCUGUCUUGGGGAGACCAGAGAACUGGAAGACCCAGCCCCUGCCCUCAAGGAGCUUUUUGUCUUGCCGGGGGAACCAAGGUCACAGCUGCACCAACUCCCGAAGAACCCUCUUUCCGAGCUGCCUGUCGUCAAGUGCAAGCGAGUGGCAUUAAGCCUUGAAGAUGAUGGACUGCCCUGAGGAUGGGACCACUCCCUUCGUGCCUCAUGGAAUUCGGUCCCAUGCACUACACUCUCUGGAUGGUGUAUGCCUGGAUGAAAGGGUUUUCUGUAUAUGGGUCUGUGUGAGUGAGUGUGUGUAUGUGUAAUUUUUUUUUUAAUUUAUGUUGCAGAAAGGUAACCACAAAGUUAUGAUGAACUGCAAACAUCCAAAGGAUGUGAGAGUUUUUAUAUGUAUAAUGUUUUAUACACUUUUUAACUGGUUGCACUACCCAUGAGGAGUUCAUGGAAUGGCUACUGCUGAGUGACUAACAUGAUGUACAUAACCAAAUGGGGCUGAUGGUCCAGUAGCUUACUCAUCAUUUUAAAACUAUAUUUACAGAGGGUAUUUGGUUUGGGGGGGAUUUUUUAGGUUUUGGAGUUUGGGGUUUGAUUUUUUUUUUUUUUUUUUUGGCAUAUAAAAUGAUUAUGCUUUGUGGCUAUCCAUCAACAUAAGUAAAAAAAAAAAGACGAAGAAGAAGAAAAAAAUAUUUCAACUCCCUCCCCCAUUUAGAUUAUUUAUUAACAUAUUUCAAAAAGAAGAUUAGUUCUAUAAAUAAUUUAGAGACACGAGAGUAUUUAUUUUUGGUAUGAUUGGCCCACCAUACAGACUCUGUGUGCAUUUACGUUUAUAUGUGUAUGUGUGUGAGAGAGAGAAAUCUGUAGAGAAGAGGCGCACCUGUGGCUGUUGUUCAAGUACAUAAAGAUACGUAUAUUGUAAAACAGUCCACAGAGGGGUAUCUGUGGUUUUCAGAGAAGCCUUUGGAAAUUUGGCUCAAAAAACAGAUGCCAUGGUUUGGGCAAACAUGUGGUGGGAGAAGCAGAUCUUUUCCACCUCUGGCAAUUUCUAGGACCCCAGUCAGUCAUGAAAGGCCUUGCAGUUCACCUGUAGCUGCCGUGACUCCCACUUGGGCUUUCUCUUCUGUGACUGAGGCCAGCGCACAGGCUUUGCACGGCGCCAGGAGGUCUCAUGAGCUCACGUGAGAACAUGCCUGAACCUCGGCUACUCCUUGUUGUAAAGCUCAGCGUUUCAAGUAACUGCAUUUUCCUUCAGGAUGCUUGGGUUGACUUCAUUAUGUUUCCUCUGAAGCACUCCUACUGCCAUCCUUACUUGUAGAGAGCUAAGUGGAGGCAUUUCUAGAACAGCCCAAGUUUACUGUAGAGACUGGCUCAGGCACCGAGAUAUGCUCAGCCUCUGAGAUAUGCUGUGAGCAAGGAUAAGGACAAUGGAAUAGGUUUUGUUACAUCUCUAUUUCUCCCUUCCUUUACUCUCUACCAUUUCCUUUAGGUGGGGAAUACAACAUAGGUUUGCUACCAUCAUGUGUUCAUAUCGAUGAAAGUGGCCAAACUUGAAGUCCUACUGAGGGAGACAUGGCAUACACCACAUUAUAGUAUAUUGGAUGUAUAUGUUCAAACAGGGAUUUGGUUUACUGCUUUGUAAAUAAAAGGAAAAACUCUGGGUAUAUGUAUAGAUUAUUUUUUUUUUUCAUCAUGGACACUUUUCUUUGUUUUUCCUGGGCCUUGGGAGAGGCGGGAGAAAUGCUCUUUUCUCUUUGCGGGGUCUACCAUUGAAAACAUAAUCCUAUAGUCCCAGAGGAAUUCUGUCCCCACUGGCUCCUUAUCCAAGGUCUGAUCUUUUCUUAACUCUGCUGUUCUGCCACGUCACUCCCACCAGACAGCCAGGAACAAGACACGUAAGCAAAUUCUGACACCACCCACCCCCAGCUGCCCCCAACUCAGUGAAGUUUGGAUGUCUUACCAGCGUGAUACCCUUCAAAUUUCCAGGCAGGCACUCUGGAGUUCUAGAACCCUGUUCCUAGGACCUUUCUCCACGUCACUCACGGUCUCCUAACUUCUGACAAAAACAGGAGCAUCGGCACCAUGCUCUGCAUAAACAAGCAAUUUCCUCAUGAUAAGCAUGUGUUGAUAGUCCUGAAAUAUUCAUUGAGAGGCACUGGACCUAGAAUGACCAAUACCAAAUAGGAUUUUAAAAACAGGUGGCCAACUCCUAUGGAGCUUAAUUAGUCACUACUACUCUUUCAAGAAUGAAAAGUAAAAUUAUCUUUGACUGAAUAAAAAUGACAAGAAAUGUUGAGACCUACACAAAACAAGCAACUUGUUCGAUAGCCUGCCUCCAAAGAAACAAUUUCCUGGGGAAAUGAUGCAUAGUUUCAGUCAGAGCCUGGUCUUCACACACACACACACAAAAUGAGAAAAGUCAGGAUGGCUCAGCCUGAGACUUCAAAAUGAUGGUGAAACACAACUUUCUCAGAGACAUCCAUGUUUCCUGAAUAUGUUACAAGUGCAGUUUGAAAGAGACGCCCAUGGGAGCAACCUACAGAAGACAAGUUGCAGAAUCCUCACAUGUCGGAUGGCAGUCAAUAAGAUGAAGUCUGAGGAGGUCAUGUCCGUCCUCCCUCUCUAGUCUCGGAGGCUUCUGAGCCUCAUUCUGAGGUGUAGUUGCGUUUCUGUUGCCUUUUGCCCCAGUGCUACCAUGUAUCUACAGCCAAUACCCAGAUCAUAGAGUCAUUGGAUUUUAGAGCUGGAAGGAAGCCUAGAGAUAAUGCCAGGCGGGUAGAAGAUUUAUCAGACAAUUUCUUCUUUGUUUAAAAGAAACUGGUCCCAGGCCUUUUCCUUCUCCAAGAGACCACUUUGAACUGCCUGAAUAUUAUACCAAACCUGCUACCUAUCUUAUGGCCUAUCUUUCCAGAGGAAUUAUGAAGACACUGGCAGAAAGAGCCUUCCAGAAACAGAAAACGAAAAUUUUAUUUAUUUACUCUUGAUAGCAUGAUUAUUUAUAAAAUAGGUUGACGUGACCUUUAACCUCAAGAUGAGAUGGGAAUUCAGUUUAUGGCAAUAAGUACUAUCGGUCCUUCCAGUUUUCUCUGUGAUUGCAGUAUAUUCAUUCACUGAAACCAUUUGCUAGGUACCAACUAAGUGCCAGGCACUGCAGAUGUACAGGUCAAGCAGAUGUUUUCUGUCCUUACGGAGGAGUUCACGGUAACAAUAGAGUAAGUCAUGCGGAAACAAAAAGAAUAGAUUCUUUCCAGAGUAUUAUUAAGGCACAAAGGAGAGAGAGGUCACUUCUACACAAGGAGAUGAGGAAUGGGGUCAAGAAGGGCAUUGUAGAAGUGACCUUGCGCUAAGUCUUGAAAACUAAAUAGGGGUGUCCAGGCUGCUUCGGGCAGAGGAGACACAAGGGCAUGAAACAGCAUGGGGACUUUACAGAGCUGCAUGUAAUUCAUCAUAAAGAGCAAAAGGUUCAAGGGGGACUUAGCAAGAAAUGAGGCUGGAUGGAAAGACAGGUUCAACGUAAGCACUUUAUAGAAUACUUAUGUUUAAUUUCUGAUUCAAUUAUGCAAACAUUUCUAAGACAUUUAUUGUGUACGAGGCACCAAGUGCACCAUGGAAAAUUCAUCAGGAUGCAUCGCCAGCACUUUGCCGACAGGACAGUCUUUAGCCUCAAGCUUUCCAGUGGCCAAAGGGAAAUAGUGACUGCAUUUCAUACGUUCGAGUUGACUUUUUUUGAAUAUAAGGGCAAUGGAAUUGUCACAGAAGCAUUCCAUGUUGUCAAGAGCCUCUGAGAUUUUUCUCAACAGUGAGAAAAUGAAAUUUUGGAGAUGUGUAGUCUGCAGAGGGAACCCCGAGCACUGUCUAGUCAGGCGCUGGUGGGAGUCGGGAGAGAGCACAGGAAUGUGAGCCUCACUCCUCUCCCUAACUCCAGCCACACACUCUUUAUUUCACAGAAUUUAAAUGAGUUAGCAAUUAAACAUUCAGAGUAAAUAACUUCCUUUCCCAUCAAUGCAUGAAGAUAGAGUAUCGGAGUCUUCUCACGCUGUAUUUUUUAGGGUAUUGGGGAUUUUCAGGACACAGAGAACUUAGAGGUGGAGGAAUUACAGCUUCAAAUUUUCAGUUAAUAUAAGAAAUCAGGAAGCUCUGUUCAUUCAGGCUAUGCACCAUGUGCAUAGUCAAGAAUCAGCAGAAACCCUCUGCAUUUGCAAACACUUUGUGCUAUAAAAAGUAAUUUUAAAAAAGCCACCUGUAUAUGUAUAUAUAUAUAUAUAUUUAAAGACAUGAAGGUUUUGAUACUUUUUUACAAAAACUACAAGAGAAAACAUACCUGUACAAACCAUGUGUUUUAAAAUAGCAUUUUGUUCUAUACAGCCGUUGUUAAUUUGGGGGUGAAGUACUGGUUUGCAGACUGCAUCACAUUGUACCCAAAUGAAUUAUCCUUGUUUGUCUUCCCCCCCCACCCCCGCCCCCCACCCUCGAAUGACCAUAUUUGAUGUAACAGGCAUGUUAGAAUGUUGGGUCACACUAACCGUUUCUGCUCUUUUUGUCUUGUCAUUCCGAGUCCCAUUAGCUUCUGUGCCCAGUGCCCUUUGCAGUCUGGUUUCUGUUCCAGAAGCAAAGGGUGGUGUGCUGCAUCUCACUAGCUGUACUGACAUCAUCUUGGUGAACGAAAAGCCAAAUGUGAACAUUUGUAAAAUGGGUGCACUGUUUCUAGAGAGAGAUUAAAUUCAUUUUUUAAAAUCUGAAA
Messenger RNA from Neofelis nebulosa (Clouded leopard), 7751 nucleotides. It is a transcript of the gene LRP8, whose product is annotated as LDL receptor related protein 8. Gene Ontology annotation, molecular function: calcium ion binding; protein binding. The coding region runs from base 171 to 3194 and encodes 1007 amino acids. NCBI's taxonomy places the organism in Eukaryota, Metazoa, Chordata, Mammalia, Carnivora, Felidae. The transcript is spliced from 20 exons. The record is from RefSeq and is a predicted model, not a curated record.